AUAUACAUGCUUACAUAGUAUUACUCGCGUAGUUGCAUAUUGGAUCCCCAAUGGCAUCUGUUUUUGAUGAAGGAAAGCUCCCCUUCAAGUUCAUUACAGAGGAAACACCAUUCUCCUCCUGUUUCGAUUCCUCAGCCCCUCCAAAACCUUUGUUAAUUGCGACACCAACUGUAAACGGAACUUAUCCAGUACUCUUGCUUCUUCAUGGCUUCUACCUCCGCAACUACUUCUACAAAGGGAUACUCCAACACAUAGCCUCUCAUGGAUUCAUAGCUGUUGGACCUCAGUUAUACAGCUUGGUGCCUUCAACUGGACCUGAAGAAAUUGAAUCAACUGCAAAAGUGGUGAACUGGUUACCACAAGGCCUUCAAUCUCUUCUGCCUGAAAACGUUGUCGCAGACUUGACCAAAGUUGCUCUAUCAGGCCAUAGCAGAGGAGGCAAAGCAGCAUUUGCACUAGCACUUGGGCAUGCCAAGGCUUCUUUGUCCCUUGAUUUUUCAGUGCUAAUUGGGAUUGACCCCGUAGCGGGUGCCAACCAAUAUUGCAGAACUAACCCCCACAUCCUCACCUAUGUCCCCUGCUCUUUCGACCUUAACAUUCCCAUCGCGGUGAUUGGCACUGGCCUUGGACCGGAAAAGAAGAACGAUUGCAUGUCGCAACCGUGCGCUUCCGAUGGUGUGAACCACAAGGAGUUCUUCAACGAGAGCAAACCUCCAUGUGCACAUUUUGUGGCCAAGGACUAUGGUCACAUGGACAUGUUGGACGACGACCCACCUGGCUUGGUUGGAGCCCUGUCGGGAUGUUUGUGCAAGAAUGGAAGCGGUCCCAAGGACCUAAUGAGGAAAUCUGUGGGCGGAAUUGUUGUGGCUUUUCUGAAGGCAUAUUUGAAUGGUGAAGAUGGAGAUCUUCUUGCUAUUGUAGCUGAUCCUGGUCUUUCUCCUGCAAAGCUUGAUCCUGUGAAGUUCAUCACAGCAUGAAAUCGUUGUCAAGAUAUUUCUUAUGUGAAGAUAUUUUGUUUUUCCAAUAUUUGAGUCGCAUGUUUAAUAUGCUGUCAUUUUCAUGGAUUUGAGGUUUGACAUACGUUGAUACGUAGUAACUAGAUUUGUUUUGUGGUAUGAGUGAACUCAUUUCCAGCUAGUGGUGCUUAAAUCUUAUAUGCAGUAAUUUACAAUAAGCCAAGUGAGAUAUGAAAACCAUUGGUAGGUGUGAAAGAAACAAAAGAUUUCAAGUUCUCAAUAUUUACCUUUGUUGUUGAUAA
Fragaria vesca subsp. vesca is the source of this 1258-nucleotide messenger RNA. Its product is annotated as chlorophyllase-1-like. Lineage: Eukaryota; Viridiplantae; Streptophyta; Magnoliopsida; Rosales; Rosaceae. Gene Ontology annotation, molecular function: chlorophyllase activity. The record is from RefSeq and is a predicted model, not a curated record. Bases 51 to 977 code for a protein of 308 amino acids. Gene Ontology annotation, biological process: chlorophyll catabolic process. The transcript is spliced from 2 exons.